Abrus precatorius (Indian licorice) is the source of this 999-nucleotide messenger RNA. Its product is annotated as ubiquitin carboxyl-terminal hydrolase 3-like. The record is from RefSeq and is a predicted model, not a curated record. Gene Ontology annotation, cellular component: cytoplasm. The coding region runs from base 192 to 770 and encodes 192 amino acids. Gene Ontology annotation, molecular function: cysteine-type deubiquitinase activity. Gene Ontology annotation, biological process: ubiquitin-dependent protein catabolic process; protein deubiquitination. The transcript has 9 exons. Lineage: Eukaryota; Viridiplantae; Streptophyta; Magnoliopsida; Fabales; Fabaceae.
UUGGAAGAGAGAAAUAGAGCACAAAAACAACCGCAGAAACUUGAAAGGAAUAAAAAUGGCCACCUUAGACGAACGCCCUUCUGCGAAAAGGUGGCUUCCUCUUGAAGCUAACCCUGACGUCAUGAACCAGUUCCUUUGGGGUCUUGGCCUUCCAGAGGAUGAGGCUGAGUGCUAUGAUGUUUAUGGCUUAGAUGAAGAGCUUUUGGAAAUGGUUCCUAAGCCAGUUCUUGCCGUCCUUUUUCUUUAUCCCAUUACCGCUAAGUCAGACAGAAGAAGAGAGGUUGCAACAGGACGGUGAAAAAAAGGAAUGUAGCAGUAGAGUGUAUUAUAUGAAGCAAACCGUGGGUAAUGCUUGUGGUACAAUCGGGCUUCUUCAUGCACUUGGGAACAUAACUUCUGAAGUCAAGCUUAUUGAGGGGUCAUUCUUCGAUAAGUUCUUUAAAUCUACUGCAAACUUGGAUCCGUUCCAGCGGGCUGUAUUUCUUGAGAAUGACAGAGAGAUGGAAGUUGCUCAUUCAGUAGCAGCCACUGCUGGUGAUACAACGGCAUCAGAAAAUGUGGACACCCAUUUCAUCUGCUUUACUUGUGUUGAUGGUGAACUGUAUGAGCUUGAUGGAAGAAAGUUGGGACCGAUACCUCAAGGUCCAUCCUCCCCAAGUACUUUGUUGAGGGAUGCAGCUAAAGUCAUCCAGAGCAUGAUCCAGAAAAAUCCUGAUUCCCACAACUUCAAUGUCAUUGCAAUAUCAAAGAAUUCCAGGGAUGGACAUUAAGGCAGCCAAUUUGGGGUCUUGUGGAAGCAAUUCUUGAAGUUACUUGUAGUAUAAUCCCCAGUCAUCCAUGCAGCUUUUUAUUCACUUUCCAUGUAUUUAUGCUCUGAUUUAUUAUUAUUAUUAUUUUCAUUCAAGGAUGUAUCAAUCUGAGCAUCGUUCGCUAAGCACUGAUGCAGUGCGAGUAAAUUUUAUGAAUAUUACGAAUGGACUAAUUGAACUCCCAAAACCA